Molecule: messenger RNA, 4480 nt
Organism: Nyctereutes procyonoides (raccoon dog)
Lineage: Eukaryota; Metazoa; Chordata; Mammalia; Carnivora; Canidae
Gene: MAPK9
Product: mitogen-activated protein kinase 9
Exons: 12
Coding region: 542-1495 (317 amino acids)
Biological process (GO): JNK cascade; protein phosphorylation
Cellular component (GO): nucleus; cytoplasm
Molecular function (GO): ATP binding; JUN kinase activity
Source: RefSeq, a predicted model, not a curated record
GUGACAGUCAGUUUUACAGUGUGCAAGUGGCAGACUCAACUUUCACUGUCUUAAAACGUUAUCAGCAGUUGAAACCAAUUGGCUCUGGAGCCCAAGGAAUUGUUUGGCGCCGUCACUGCAGUGCCUUGCCCUUCCUUGGCAGGACGAGGCCACUCAGUGUCAUUAUCACCCCAUGGAUUAACCAGGAAGGGAUGCUGUGUGAGGGGUUGGGCUGGCCGUCUCUUCCUUGGUGUCUCACUUCAGCCAUGUGUCCAGCCCGUCAGAACUGUUGGUCUGACCGUGAGCCUUAGUCUCUUGCAUGGUAAGACAGUCAGCUGCCGCGACAUCACUGCCCAGCUAAAGUGCUGCUUUUGAUACAGUUCUUGGGAUAAAUGUUGCAGUCAAGAAACUGAGUCGUCCUUUUCAGAAUCAGACUCAUGCAAAGAGAGCUUACCGUGAACUCGUCCUCUUAAAAUGUGUCAAUCAUAAAAAUAUAAUUAGUUUGUUAAAUGUGUUUACACCACAAAAGACUCUAGAAGAAUUUCAAGAUGUGUAUUUGGUUAUGGAGCUAAUGGAUGCUAACUUAUGUCAGGUUAUUCACAUGGAAUUAGACCAUGAAAGAAUGUCCUACCUUCUUUACCAGAUGCUCUGUGGUAUUAAACAUCUGCAUUCAGCUGGUAUAAUUCAUAGAGAUUUGAAACCUAGCAACAUCGUAGUAAAAUCAGACUGCACGCUUAAGAUCCUUGACUUUGGCCUGGCCCGGACAGCAUGCACCAACUUCAUGAUGACACCGUACGUGGUGACGCGCUAUUACCGGGCACCCGAAGUCAUCCUGGGCAUGGGCUACAAAGAGAAUGUUGAUAUCUGGUCAGUGGGUUGCAUCAUGGGAGAGCUGGUGAAAGGUUGUGUGAUAUUCCAAGGCACUGAUCAUAUUGAUCAGUGGAAUAAAGUCAUUGAGCAGCUGGGAACGCCGUCUGCGGAUUUUAUGAAGAAACUCCAGCCAACCGUGAGGAAUUAUGUAGAAAACAGACCGAAAUACCCUGGAAUCAAAUUUGAAGAGCUCUUCCCAGAUUGGAUAUUCCCAUCAGAAUCCGAACGAGACAAAAUUAAAACAAGUCAAGCCAGAGAUUUGUUGUCAAAAAUGUUAGUGAUAGAUCCUGACAAGCGGAUCUCUGUAGAUGAAGCUUUACGUCACCCUUACAUUACUGUUUGGUAUGACCCUGCUGAAGCUGAAGCGCCACCACCUCAGAUUUACGACGCCCAGUUGGAAGAAAGAGAGCAUGCAAUUGAAGAGUGGAAAGAACUGAUUUAUAAAGAAGUGCUGGAUUGGGAAGAAAGAAGCAAGAAUGGUGUUGUGAAAGAUCAGCCUUCAGAUGCAGCAGUAAGUAGCAAUGCCACUCCUUCCCGGUCAUCAUCCAUCAAUGACAUCUCAUCCAUGUCCACGGAGCAGACGCUGGCCUCAGACACAGACAGCAGCCUUGAUGCCUCGACGGGACCCCUCGAAGGCUGCCGAUGAUAAGUCACAAGUAGCAAGCUCGUCAACAGUGAAGGAGCUCUCGCUUCCAUGGGCCUGAAAUGCUUGGGGGUUGAUGGAACCAAACAGAAAACUCCAUGUUCUGCAUGUAAGAAACACGAUGCCUUGCCCCUACUCAGUUCUAAUAGGAUUGCCUGCCUAGAUUCUACAAUGAAGCAGAUUAUGUCUGGAGAAAACACGUGCAAGCCACACUCUUAGAGAUUUUGUUCAAGGUCAUUUCAGGUGAGCAAUUAGAAUAGACAAUUUUUUUUUUAAGUUGUGCGGUCAUAGUGACAAUUUCUCAUCCUCAUAACUGUUGGGACUUAUAUGCAUGUGACCACAUGUGCUUGCUCAGACUUGCCAUCUAGCACUUUGGAAAUCAGUAUUUAAAUGCCAAAUAAUCUUCCAGGUAGUGCUGCUUCUAGAAUGAUCUCUUAAUCCUCUCAAGUAAUUUGGUGUCUGUCCAGAAAAAAUAGAUUUAUGUGUUAAUUGGCCACCAUCAUAUUAUCACGUCUUACCGUUUAUGAUACAAUUUAUUCUAUCUUUUGUAUUUCAGAAGGAAUAUAAUUAAAUCUAUUUAAUAAAAAAAUACAACUUUUUUUUAAAUUUUCAUGUUUUGGGCUGAGAAUUAUCACUGCUGAAAUCUAGACAUUUAUAUGGGCACUUUGUUUCCUCUAAAUUGUCUGAAUUUGGGAUGAGUGUACAUUCAUCUUUAUUGCAUGAUAAAAUUUUAAGUUUUGUGCUGCUUAAGACAGAUAUACCUUUAAAAUCCUAAUCUACCCUCACUCAUUUUUCCUGGUCUUCUGGACUUAUUAAUUUAAAAUUCCACCUAAAACUUCGCCUUCUUGAUCAGGCACCUAACACUUCAUGUCAACAACACAAUGGCAGAAGCUCAAGUCCAUUAGCAGUGAGAGUAGAAUUUGACAAGACGGUCACUGAAGCUGACUGUGGUGACUUCCUGAGCGCUUGCUUCCCCCAAGCCUGGUCAGGGUCAUUCCCUCAUUCCUGGGGAGGUGCACCAUCUCCCAGGACAGCGUUUCCAAUUUCCAACCUAACGUUCUUAUUUGGCUUUUCUUUCUUUGCUGAAAGAAGCCACAUAACCCCAUCCAUCCACCCCCAACCUCCCCACACUUGGAUCUGUUUGAGGAAGCAAAGCGAUUCCAAACGCCUGUGUGGUGGUGGUGGUGGUUUUUUCCACUUCGUGGAGCAUCCCCUUUUCCUAAGGGAAACCCAUGAAUUUUCUGGGAAACCUCCUCAUGGGGUUUUUUUGGAGGAAGUGCCCUCAAGAGUGGUGAUUAACCAUCGAGUACUUUCUGAUUUAAAACUGCUCACCUGAAAUUGAUGCUUUCAGACUUUCUGAUGUGGAAAUUAUUCAGAGUUCACUAAGCUACUGAGUACUGAAGUGUCACUGCAGAAAUGGAGUUACAAUGAUCACAUUUUUUUGGUUACCUGUGCUCCUAAUGCUUGCCCCAUGAGCUUAUUCUGUUAAAAAUUCAUAUCUUGUGUUUUACUGUUUUUGGAAGCUAUUGGGUCAGCAUUCUAUAAGAAUGUGUUCUGAGGAGGAACUUUGAUAAGAAAUUUUAUAAAUAUUAUCAAAAAGAUACAAUUCUCUCGCACCAGUUGUAUCUUAUUGGUGGGUCUGAUCACUGGAAACUGGAACCCUUGAUGAACAAAAUUAUUAUUGAAGGUAAUAGUUUUAUAUUGUGAGGUUUAGACACAUUCAGGUACAAGAUGGAAAUUCUGACUUGGAUUAAAGGAGAAAUACCUAUUAUGAUAUGGCUCAGGAUGGUUUUGGCUUUGGAGGCCUGAUGGUAUAGUGAAGAAAGUUAUCAUUAUCUAUAUAUAAACAUCUUAAAAUGGCCUUUUCUCUAAUACAUAUUCUUUAAAAAGACUUCACUAAAUCUAUCUUUAAAUAGAAAAAGAGAGAGGAGAAUUUUUUAAAUGUAUGAACUGCCCUAGGCUUCUGUGAACGUGGCCUGGGGAUGCUGAGGGCUUGUGAAGCUCCUGUAUCCAUCCAAGGUCUGGAUCCUGAGAGGAGCUUGGGUGCCCCUGCAGACUGGCUUUUUACUUAGUUAUCAUUCCUCCUGCAUAUUCUUGGAUGGAGCUUGUCUGGGCGUGGGUGGGCUUCCUGCCAUGCCCACCACCCAUCAGACAGCAGGAGUGCACCGGGGUGGGACAGGCCACUGGCCGCAGAGAGCAGAGCUCCCAUAGAAAUACCUCAGCCCCCAUCAUGGUCCUCCGACCUGAGCCAAAAUGUGCCAGGGUCCUGGUACAUUGCAGACAGUUUCAAACUGCUGUCUAUGGAUGAAUGCUGAUGUUGGGAAAAGAACUAAAACGUGCUCAACUUUUUCAUCUUUUCUAUUUUAUUUUUGUAAUUUAUAUUGUACACAACCCUGGAAGUAACUAUUUUGGACACAUAUUUUUAUAAACCAGGUAAUUUAUUAUUAGCCUGGAAUUGGGACUAGGUUUAUUUUAUUUGUUGGCUUAGUUUUCAGUCAAAAAGGAAACGACUGCCUCCCCUAUGUCAGGUCUUGACCUCAGGUGCAGGUUUCAGAGAGCAGAGAGGGUCUAUCAGAGCAGGAGAACAUUGUGGAAACACGGACUGCUCAGUGCUGAUCAGUCGUGGUCGCAGAAAUGGAAGUGGGGCUCUGUUCUUCUCUUGGGGACACGAAACUCAGAGCCUCAAUGCUGGAAGGAGAAAACCCUUGGCAGGGCCCCCUGCUGACACCCAGAGUCCCUGGUUGAACCUCUGGAUGGGAUAAUCCAGCAGUUUAAUCCAGAUUCAAUACUGUGUAAGUCAUGGUGACCAUGUAUGAGUCUGUCUGGUUGAUUUCUAAUGUCCUCCUCUGGUGUUUCAUGCUGGUAGUAAAUACAGGUGUGACCUUCAGAUCGCAGAUCUCAAAAGUAACAUUGCCUAAUGUUUUAUAAUAAAAUAUAUUAUGUGUGUUUUGAUUAGUGAAAAUAAUACAGAUACAUUUUAAAAGAGAA